Molecule: messenger RNA, 687 nt
Organism: Colletotrichum acutatum
Lineage: Eukaryota; Fungi; Ascomycota; Sordariomycetes; Glomerellales; Glomerellaceae
Exons: 5
Coding region: 1-687 (228 amino acids)
Source: RefSeq, a predicted model, not a curated record
AUGGCGAAUAUGGGCGAGGAUGCUGGACCUUGUCCUCUCGGACUGGAAAGAAAUAGCAUCUGGGCUAACCUCCCCAGAACUACGGACCGGGAUAUGGGAGUAGGUCUCCAUCCAGUCCGCCAGUCCAUCCAGUCAGGCUGGUUCGUUCGAAUCGAACAGACAACAGCACCGCUUGCUCGCUCGGACAACCAAUGGGCACUUCCCCGGCGGCCCAGCACCACGGAUCACUUGCAAGGGGCCGGAAGAUCCACCAGGGUCCCUGUCUAUGGAGACGAUGAAACAUGCAAAAACGAAGUGACAGAACUCAGAAAUGGUUUGGACAGAUGUGGCAUGGAAAAACGACAAAGAAAGCUCUCUCCAGAGAGAGAUAACUUAAAGACCUUGUUUUUCCACCAUGAGGGGCCACCAUCCGCCAGGUGUGGCGUCUGUCUGAGUCUCUUACCCACCGUCGAGUCGAGUCGAGCCGAUGUUCCUAGUAUGUCACAAGGUGGCAGAGAUAACGGCGAAGCCUUCCCCGCCGCCUCUGCCUCGUCUCAUCGAGCCUUCUGGCCAAGAUCCAUCAAGCUAUCAAGCGGCUUCGGGAAGCUCUUCAACGAGCCAGCCGACCGCUCUCCUAGUCUCCGUAGUCGCCGUGAUUCUCGCAACGCAGCCAAUGGAGAGAGCUGCCUUGGCUCGAGUAGAGUCUAG